Molecule: messenger RNA, 1110 nt
Organism: Penicillium argentinense
Lineage: Eukaryota; Fungi; Ascomycota; Eurotiomycetes; Eurotiales; Aspergillaceae
Product: putative acyl-CoA:6-aminopenicillanic-acid-acyltransferase
Exons: 3
Coding region: 1-1110 (369 amino acids)
Source: RefSeq, a predicted model, not a curated record
AUGACGACCAAUGACAUGGAUCCUAUCAAGCUCACGCUGAGGGGCAGCCCACGAGAGACUCAUGGACAGAUCGGACUUCAGCAUGGUCGGGCGCUACGGGAUCAGAUUCGCAGCCAGAUUGGCAUUUAUGACACCAUGUUUCAACACACUUCGAAACUAUCCUGGCCAGAAGUGCGUGCUGUGGCGAAGGAGUUUCAACCCUCUCUUCAAGAACUCGUCCCGGAUAUCUAUACGGAGAUGCAGGGCGUCGCGGAUGGUGCAGACCUAGAUAUUCUCGAUAUCGUCGCGCUCAACUGUCGAAGUGAAAUCGCGCUGGGAAAAUUUUCAGAUGGCUGCACGACCCUUUCUUGGAAGAAGUCUGAUGAAACUAGAAUUUUAUCCCAAAACUGGGAUUGGACUGCCACGGUGAAGAAGAACCUGGCUAUGGUCUCUAUCGAACAGGCUGGGAAGCCCACGAUCUACAUGGUCGCCGAGGCCGGGAUUGUUGGCAAGAUCGGCUUCAACUCAGCCGGUGUUGGAACAUGCCUUAAUGCAAUCCGGGCCAAGCCCAUGAUCAGCAGUAAGCUGCCUAUUCAUGUUGCUCUGCGGUUGUGUCUCGAAAGUAUUUCGGUCAACGAUGCAGUACAAACUCUGGAAUCGCUUGGUGGUGUGGCAUCCGCGCAACAUAUCCUGGUUGCAGAUAGUACAAAAGCCCUCGGCCUGGAGCUUUCGCCGGUCGGCAACAUAUAUCUUGCUGAGGAUGCUUCAGGUCUUAUUCCGCAUAGCAACCACUUCAUCGAAAACAGUUAUGUGGAUGAACCACUCUGGCUUUUGGGGUCGCCAAUUCGACUCGCUCGGAUCAAAUAUCUGGCUCAAGAGCUGAUCUCCCAUGGCGUGCAUGGGGAUACCAUCACUCCGGCGCUCUUGCGCGAAAAGAUCUUUUCUGAUACAUACAACGCCCCGCAGGCCAUCUGCUGCCAGGAGGACGAGUCCCGCCAUAUUUCUACCCGUAGCAGCUCUUUGUUCAACAUUGUGAUGGAUCUUAAUUCAAAAAAUCCCAGCGCCGAAGUGGUCUUUGGUCGGGUCGGGUCUGGCGAAGAGGGCCCUGUGCUAAAGAUGCCAUGGGUAUAA